ACUGCACUCGGCUGUAAUUGUUCGUGGCACAUUUGUCCAGUUUUGUACAACCAAGGUGACAGUUAUCAAACUUUAGCAAGUAUCAAGCAUUUCUUCAACUGGACUGAACCUCUGAGUUGUGUGAAAACAUCAUCUGGGUCCAGAUCCAGAAUGUGAAAAAAAUCUAAACCAAGGAGGCUUGAUGUAUAAUUCCACAGUAUCAGUUCCAUCAGUGCAGUAACUUCAUGGUGACAGUGCUGCUGAUUUGUCUUCACUGUGACACAUGUUGUUCUUCAUAUUAUUUGCUUCCUUGCAGACAUGUUGCAGCAGUUGGUGAUUAAAGAAGAAAUGCUCCCUGAACAGCAGGAGUUGAAUCUGAGUGUUGACCGGAAGGACAUUAAACUGAAACAAGAGGAAGUCUGGACAAGUAACAAGGGACAGCAGCUUCACCGGCUGGAGACUGAGAAGACCAAGUUACAUUUUGUCCCUGUGAAGACUGAAAAUGAUGAUGAAAUACCACAGUCAUCACAGGUUCUUCAAAACUCAGACAUGUUGCAGCAGUUGGUGAUUAAAGAAGAAAUGCUCCCUGAACAGCAGGAGUUGAAUCUGAGUGUUGACCAGAAAGACAUUAAACAGGAACAAGAGGAAGUCUGGACAAGUAACGAGGGACAGCAGCUUCACCGGCUGGAGACUGAGAAGACCAAGUUCCUUUUUGUCCCUGUGAAGACUGAAAAUGAUGAUGAAAUACCACAGUCAUCACAGGUUCUUCAAAACUCAGACAUGCAGACGUUGUUGGUUAUAAAAGAAGAAAUUCUCCCUGAACAGCAGGAAAGAAACCUGAGUGUUGACCAGGAGGACAAUAAAGAGGAACAAGAGAAACUCUGGAUAUGUCCACAGGUACAACAGCUUCACCAGCCGGAGGAGGCCGAUAUCACAGAGUUCGUUUUUACUGCUGUCCCCGUGAACAGUGAAAAUGAUGAAAACCCACAGUCAUCACAAGUUCUUCAAAGCCAAAGUGAUGAGAGCACAGAGGCUGAGCCUGUAGCCAGCGGCUCACCUGUACUCAGAACACUGACAGCACAAGCAGGUGCAGAGGACGAUGGAGGACCACAGUCAGCUUCAUGCAGUUGUUUACCACCAGAUACCAAUGGAAGGAGUUCAGGUUACUCUGAAACUGACAGUUUCAAAAGGAAGCGGACAAAAAAAAUUAGGUCAGGCUUUAACAGUCUGAUAAAGAGCAAUGUCUCUGUUAGUCAUAGCCAGUGCAACAUGAAGAAGAAAAAAUAUAAUGGUUCUGAAAAUGGAAAAACAUGUGGUCACAUGAACUAUUUAAAGCAAGAAAAAAAAAGGCAAGGAAGUGAAAAACCAUUUAGCUGUUCUGAGUGUGGUAAGAAAUUUGGAUAUAAGAACAGUCUUAUCAUACAUAUGAGAAUUCACACAGGGCAGAAACCAUUUAGCUGUUCUGAGUGUGGAAAAAGAUUUGGACAAAAAGGCAGUAUGAUCACACACACGAGAAUUCAUACAGGACAAAAACCGUUUAGCUGUUCUGAGUGUGGUAUAAGCUUUAGAAAUAAAGGCAAUGUGAUCACACACAUGAGAAUUCAUACAGGACAGAAACCAUUUAGCUGUUCUGAGUGUGGUAAGAAAUUUGGAUAUAAGAAUAAUCUGAUCAUGCAUAUGAGAAUUCACACAGGGCAGAAACCGUUUAGCUGUUCUGAGUGUGGAAAAAGAUUUGGACAAAAGAGCAGUAUGGUCACACACAUGAGAAUUCACACAGGACAGAAACCAUUUAGCUGUUCUGAGUGUGGUAUAAGUUUUGGAAUUAAAGGUAAUCUGAUCACGCACAUGAGAAUUCAUACAAGACAGAAACCAUUUAGCUGUUCUGAGUGUGGAAUACGAUUUGGAUAUAAGAACAGCCUGAUCAUGCACAUGCGAAUUCACACAGGGCAGAAACCAUUUAGCUGUUCUGAGUGUGGAAAACAAUUUGGACAAAAAAGCAGUCUCAACACACACAUGCGAAUUCACUCAGGGCAGAAACCAUUUAGCUGUUCUGAGUGUGGAAAAAGAUUUGGACAAAAGGGCAGUCUCACCACACACAUGAGAAUUCAUACAGGACAGAAACCAUUUAGCUGUUCUGAGUGUGGUAAAAGAUUUGGAGAUAGGAGCAGUCUGACCACACACUCCCGAAUUCACACAGGACAGAAACCAUUUAGCUGUUCUCAGUGUAGAAAAAGAUUUGGACAAAAGGGCAGCCUGGUCACACACAUGAGAAUUCAUACAGGGCAGAAACCAUUUAGCUGUUCUGAGUGUGGAAAAAGUUUUGGACGAAAGGGCAGCCUGGUAACACACAUGAGAAUUCACACAGGGCAGAAACCAUUUAGUUGUUCUGAGUGUGGUCAAAGAUUUCGAGAUAAGAACAGUCUGAUAAGACACACAAGAAUUCAUACAGGACAGAAACCAUUUACUUGUUCUGAGUGUGGUAAAAGAUUUGGACAAAAGGGAAGUUUAAAUUCACACAUGAGAAUUCACACAGGACAAAAACAGUUUAGCUGUUCUGAGUGUGGUAAAAGAUUUGGGCAUAAGAGCAGUCUGAUCAGACACAUGAGAAUUCACACAGGACAGAAACCAUUUAGCUGUUCUGAAUGUGGUAAAAGAUUUGGAGAUAAAAGCAAUCUGUUCAAACACAUGAGAAUUCAUACACGACAGAAACCAUUUAGUUGUUCUGAGUGUGGUAAGAGAUUUCGACAAAAGAGCACUUUGAUCACACACAUGAUAAUUCACACAGGACAGAAACAGUUUAGCUGUUCUGAGUGCGGUAAAAGAUUUGGACUUAAGGGCAAUCUCCUCACACACAUGAGAAUUCAUACAAGACAGAAACCAUUUCCUUGUUCUGAGUGUGGUAAAACAUUUGGACAUAAAAACAGUCUAAUUGCACAUAUGACAGUUCACACAGGACAGAAGCCAUUUCCUUGUUCUGAGUGUGGUAAAAGAUUUGUACAAAAGAGCAAUGUGAUCAGACACAUGAGAAUUCAUACAGGACAGUUUAGGAACGAAAGAUCAGUUAUUGAUCAAUAAAGCCAUCAUGGAGGACUGCAAAAAAUGAAGAGAAACUUUUGCAUGGCUUGGAUUAACUAUAAAAAGACAUUUGACAGCGUACCGCACUCCUGGAUCAUGAGGUGCUUAGAACUCUACAACAUGAAUGAGGAAAUAAGAUCUUUCCUGAGAACACAAAUGAACAAGUGGAAGACCACCAUCACCCUAAACCACACAGAGGGGCAAAUAAUAAUCCCAGAUGUACAAGUGCAGAGAGGGAUAUUCCAGGGAGACAUGCUCUCGCCACUUUUAUUCUGUUUUACUGUAGAAUCACUUGGUAAAACG
Thalassophryne amazonica is the source of this 3357-nucleotide messenger RNA. Its product is annotated as zinc finger protein 260-like. Gene Ontology annotation, biological process: regulation of transcription by RNA polymerase II. NCBI's taxonomy places the organism in Eukaryota, Metazoa, Chordata, Actinopteri, Batrachoidiformes, Batrachoididae. The record is from RefSeq and is a predicted model, not a curated record. The transcript is spliced from 4 exons. Bases 298 to 3054 code for a protein of 918 amino acids. Gene Ontology annotation, molecular function: RNA polymerase II cis-regulatory region sequence-specific DNA binding; DNA-binding transcription factor activity.